Messenger RNA from Morchella importuna, 693 nucleotides. RefSeq lists its product as uncharacterized. The record is from RefSeq and is a predicted model, not a curated record. Gene Ontology annotation, cellular component: cytoplasm. Lineage: Eukaryota; Fungi; Ascomycota; Pezizomycetes; Pezizales; Morchellaceae. The transcript is spliced from 3 exons. The coding region runs from base 1 to 693 and encodes 230 amino acids.
AUGGGAAAAAUCACUCUUUACACGAACCACGCUUGUCCCUUCGCCCACCGUGCGCACAUUGCGCUCGAGGAGCUCGGGUUGGAGUUUGAGGAGGUAAUCAUUGAUUUGGACACUCCUCGUGAGCCCUCAUAUCUCGAAAUCAACCCUAGAGGCCUAGUUCCAACCAUUAAAUACGACGAACACAUCAUCACCGAGUCUAGCGUGAUCACCCAAUUCCUUGCAGACCUGAAGGAAUCGCAUCUUCUCCCUGCAUCUGGAACCGUUGACGCAGCGCUCAAGAGAGCUCGGAUCGCAUUUUUCGUCGACACAUUCAAUACAAAGAUUAUAAGUGGGCUUUAUGGAACUCUUCGCGCAGACAGCGAGGAGGAGAAGAUAGCAAAGGGUACACAGUUUGUUGAGGCGAUCGAAAAAGAGAUUGCGCCGUUGCUUGAAGGCGCUGGCCCGUUCUUUGGUGGUAGCAAGGAGUUGACGUUGGCCGAGGUUAAUACGGCAUCAUUCGUGGUCAGGAUCAACUCAUUUAUCAAGGGUAAGGAUGGUUGGAUACCAGAUUUUGUGGGGGAAAGAUUGAAGGAAAACAAGAAUUGGACUGCAUGGACUGAGGCGAUUCUGGCGAAGCUGAGUGUGACGAAUAUUUGGGAUGAAGCUUAUACGGAGAAGACGAAGAAGAGGAUUCUGGAGAGCAAACAGAAGUAG